AUGUCUUCAAGUGGAUGGGAACUUGUUACUAAAAAUAAAAAGGAUAAAAAUUCUGGAAAAAACAAUAAACUUACUAAAGUUGAAAAGAAAAAAUUUAUUGAAAAUGCACCGAAAGUUGAAGAUUUUCUUCCACUGAGUCAAGUUCAAACGCUGUUUGACAACUUUAAUGGCAACAAGGAGAACAAAAUGCCAAAAGAUAAGGAUAACAAGACCAAAGAGAAUGAAGAGAAGAAAAAACAACAGAAAUUAAAUGCACAGGUUGAUAAUAAAAAAAAAUUACAACAACCAAAACCUAAAGAGAAAAGUAAACCUGUUGAAAAAAGUGCUAUUACUGUGGACCAAAUAAAUGAAUUAAUAGAAACAAAUCGUGUUAAAUUUCCUGAUGCUCCAUUAAUUUGGCUGAAAGAUUUAGUGGCAUACUUAAAUGCCAAUAUUUCGGAAAAAGAAGAAAUAACACCUGCAACAAAACCCGAUACUUACCCUUUAAGUUUGAUAACAAAGGCAGUACGUACGUCGUUUGAAAAAGUUAUAAAAUCGGUAGGCAUACAGACGGCUCAACUUUUUUACGAGAACACGUUACUGCUGAUGGCGAAAAAUAUGGCGUUUGGGUCAUCGAGUAUUGGUUGUAAAAUAUUCAUCCAAUUAUUGGCGUACAUCCACCCAGAGAUCACAUGUGGUAACAUUGAAAAAUUGAUAAGUCUUCGCAAUUCAUAUCAAAAUAAAAAGUCUAUCGGCUUGGCGAUACUGUGGGCCCUUGCUCAGGGUGGAAAAAAAAAUUUAACUGUCGGAUUGACUCUUUGGCACGAAGUUAUGGCUUCGAUGCUCGAAUCGAGGAACUAUGCGUAUCAUGUUACUAAAAUAUUGAGAGAAAUGUUUACUAUUCAUAGCAAAAAUAUAAACAAUAGUUUGACUAUUGAUAUGUAUUUAAAUAUUGUUGAUGACUUUUGUUCGGGUAAAAUUAAUAUUCAUACGUCUCUCAAUAAAGAAGUUAGCAGUUGUUUGCAAUUUUUAAGGGAAACAGUAAUUCAAACCGAUAAAAUAGAUGUCAAAUCAUUAUUUGAAAAUACAAUAGAUAAAAUAAAUACUAAAACAAAUCCUCUUUACAUGGAAGAAUUAUUGAGGAUACUUGCCCUUUGUGUAGCCAAGGACAGUCGUAGUUUGUCAUCAUGGAACAAAAUGCAUUCAAAACGUCUUUAUCAAUCCGAACUGCUAAUCAAGCAACUCACGGACGAUUGGGCUUCAAUUCGUUCGGAAGUAGAUGCUAAAUUGCUUAAACAAAUUCUUAGUGUCUUCCAAGUGACCGAAGUGAAGCCGAAGAAGAAUAAAGAGGACUUGUUGAUGCUGGCUUGUCAAAAGAAAUCUCAGGAUCUGAUUAAAAAAAUGUCAGCAUCAACAAAAAAAGGCAGAUCCUUCCCGUGGACUAAGGGUUCAUUUAUUCUUUUAAUACUCAUUGGAGCGCUUGUGGCAUUUGAUUGCAGCAAGCAUGGUUCGUUUGAAGCCUCAACAACUGGAAGACUUAUGAGAACAAGCGGAGUUGUUGGUUAUGGACAGAAAGCGUGGUCGUCGACGAAGAGUUAUUCGAAUAAGGGCUUAGCGUAUUUGGAAACCAGCUAUCCGGAUUACUACAAGACAGCUUCUACUUGGGGAAGACAAUACGCAAAACUAACUGGUGACUUUUAUCUUGUCGGUAGAAAUUUUGUUUUUAAAUUAUAUAACAAUACUGCGGAGUUUGUUGAACAAAAGAAGCCUAUUGUGGUUGACAGCGUUGAACAUUACUUUCCGGGCUGGCUGGAUACCGUUCAGAAGUUUGGGUCAAAACAAUUGGAGUUGACGAAAAAAUAUUCAGCUGACGCUUCUGAUUUUAUUGUUACCCAAUCGACAACUUUUAUCAGGUGGCUGGAGACUAGCGUUUUUGUGUAA
Cotesia congregata is the source of this 1920-nucleotide messenger RNA. NCBI's taxonomy places the organism in Eukaryota, Metazoa, Arthropoda, Insecta, Hymenoptera, Braconidae. The record is from the annotation of a GenBank genome assembly.